UCUCUGUCUGCUGUGUAUAUGUGUGUAUCUCUCUCUCUCUCUUUCUCCCUCCCUCUCUAUUUUAUCCAUCUCUCGCUAUCGCUAUCUGUCACUUCGUCUCGCGGCGUGUAUCGCGCGUGUCGUCGACUCGGUGAGAACGUUCCUCUCGCGUGUGUAAUCUGGUGCUCGAUGCUUCUGUUUCGCGCGUGUGUGUUUAUGAGUUUUUGCUCGGCGAGAAGGCGAUGCCGCACACAGUGGCAGAGUGAACAGUGACGGUGACGGUAGCGUGCGUGCGUGCGUGUGUGCGCGACAUCAAGAGAGAGAGAGAGAAUAUCGUUUCAUACGUACAUAGCGGUGGACUCGUCGACGGAGGCGUCCGUGUGGUUCCACGCUUCCUCGCCACUUCUUCGCGCGUUUCCUAGGAACAAGCGCUACUGCUUUUCACUGCUCCACCGCGUAUCCCGAUAUCCCGUACCCACCCUGGGGAGCAGCCCCCUCCGUAACGCUGUUAUGAGGUCCGCCACCGAGUGCAAUUGACGGACGCGCGACGAGACGGAGAGAGUGGUGGGGCGGGCCGUGAUUGGAGAGUAUGUACAUAUAGUGCAACGCUGGAUGUGUGUGUGUGUAUGUGUGUGCGCGUAAGCGUAUUGCGUGCGUGCGUACGUGCAUGCAUGCAUGCGUCAAACAUAACCUAAGUAUCGCCGAGCGCGUUAAGUGCCGUUCGCUGUCGCGUUCGUGACGAGAGGGGAUAUAUACAUUAAUCAAGGGCACACACGGAGGAGGAGAUUUGUCAAACGCAGGAUCAGAAAUUAAAACAGGAACAACAAUAAUAUAGGAGUCCUCGUCAACGGUAUAAGCGGCGGAAAAAAAGGGAGGGACGAUAAAGGGACGACGCCGCUUUUCCACGCGCAUUUUUCCCCUUCCCGCGACAGUGGAGGCGCACAGCUGAUUCCUGCGCGAACGGGAAAGAAAAAGCACUACAGAGCGGCAGUAAUUUCCCUUUGACGAAGCAAGAGAAGAGAGAAAUCAAGAAGGAAAUUAUGCUGAUCGCGUGAGAUAUCGUUCGAUUGAUUCGCCCGUCGAUCGCAAACGCGACGCAAACAAUAAUAACGGUGGCUCGCUUCAUCGCGGUGGCGAGGGGGCCGUGAAGUGGGGGAGGGGGUGGCCGGGCCAGCAAGUGUUUUGAUGGCAGUGGUUGGGCCCAGCCGACACUCGCGGGUGUCCAUGAGCGUGUCCAUACCGCUGAUGCAGGGCGGCGGGGCGGGGGCGACCGGCGGCGGCGGCGCCGGUGCCGGUGCCGCCGGGGCCCAUCCGGGCCAGGCGGUCCUCGCUGCUGCUGCCGCUGCCGCGGCCGCGGCCCAGGCGGCGCCCCCUACUUACUAUCAUCCCGCGGCGCCCGCACCCCCGCCCCCGCCGCCUGCCCAGGAUCCCGUCCAGCCGGACCGACCCAUCGGUUACGGGGCCUUCGGCGUCGUCUGGGCUGUCACGGAUCCGAGGGAUGGCAGGAGAGUAGCCUUAAAAAAACUGCCGAACGUCUUUCAAAGUCUCGUAAGCAGCAAGCGAGUCUUCAGGGAAUUGAAAAUGCUUUGCUUCUUCAAACACGAUAACGUACUUUCCGCGCUGGACAUCCUUCAGCCGCCGCAUCUGGACUUCUUCCAAGAGAUAUAUGUGAUCACCGAGCUGCUCCAGAGCGACCUGCAUAAGAUUAUCGUGAGCCCACAGCAUCUCAGCCCGGACCACAUCAAGGUCUUCCUUUAUCAGAUCCUGCGAGGCCUCAAGUAUCUUCACUCGGCCCGAAUUCUUCACAGGGAUAUCAAGCCUGGGAAUCUCCUAGUGAACAGCAAUUGCGUACUAAAAAUCUGUGAUUUCGGAUUGGCGCGAGUCGCGGAGCCUGACCAGAACGUGCACAUGACUCAGGAAGUGGUGACACAGUAUUAUCGCGCGCCGGAAAUCCUGAUGGGCGCGCGGCACUACACCGCCGCGGUGGACGUGUGGAGCGUUGGCUGCAUCUUCGGCGAGCUGCUACGUCGGCGGAUCCUCUUUCAGGCUCAAAGCCCCGUGCAACAGCUCGAGUUAAUCACGGAGCUGCUGGGCUCGCCUACUCUCGAGGAGAUGAGGUAUGCAUGCGAGGGCGCAAAGUCUCAUAUGCUGAGAAGGGCACAGAAGCCACCGUCGCUCGCGACCCUGUAUAAUCUCAGCAGCCAGGCGACGCACGAGGCCGUCCAUUUGCUUUGCCAGAUGCUAGUCUUUGAUCCCGAUAAGAGGAUCACCGUGGUGGACGCCCUGGCGCAUCCUUACCUAGACGAGGGACGGUUGCGGUAUCAUUCAUGCAUGUGCACAUGCUGCUACACGACGAGCGCGGGCAUGAGACAGUACAGGGUGGAUUUCGAGCCUUCGGCUGCCCAUCCGUUCGACGAUCUCUGGGAGAGAAAGCUCACGAGCGUGCAGCAAGUGAAAGAGGAGAUGCACAAAUUUAUAGCAGAGCAGCUGAACACAACGCGAGUGCCGCUCUGCAUAAAUCCGCAAUCCGCGGCAUUCAAGAGCUUCGCAAGCUCCACGGUGGCUCACCCCUCGGAAUUGCCACCCUCUCCACAUCAGUGGGAAUAAAAAGUCUUCCCCGUUCCUGUCCCCAAGAUAGAGACCAUUGGACCCGAGGGUGACGACUUUGCGUCGCGCUCCGAGAAGAGAGGACAAUCUUUCGACUGGAAGAUAGUAAGUGGCCGAUAACAAGAAGAAAGAAGAAGGUGAAGAGGAGGAGGAGGAGGAAGGAAAACGGGGGACUGGAAACUAUGGAGAGAAGAGCCAAGAGAGACAAUAGACUGCCGCACACUGUAGCCUCAAUUUUCGACUAGCCGAUACAUAUACAUGCGCGAGAUGUCGCCUAGCGAUGCGUAGAAAAAUGCCGGGGAAAUUUUGACGCAGAAAUUUGGAAUUUUCAUUAUUUAUUUCUUUCUAAGGAAAUUCGAAAUUAUUUUAUUUUAUCCAAGAAGUGGAAUUUCUCCCGAAAAUUUAAAAUAUUUUAAACAAAUACAUAAAUCUUUUGAAUUUUUUCGUAAGAAUUUUCGACGAGGAAAGAACUGCUUUUUCUCCAUUUCUAUUCUGAAAUUGUAUUCUUCGAAAGACAUUGGCAAACUCUUUCGAUUUUUUCUUAAGAAAAUACGCUUCAAAAAAAGUUUAUAAUUAAACUAAAUUAUUAUUCAGCAAUGAAAUGGAAAUACAAGUAAAUGACGAUAUUCCGUUUAACAGUAUUUGAGAAUUUUGAGAUUCAAUUUAUCUUGAUGGAAAUUUUUUUGACAGAUUACAAAAUUUUUAUUAAAUUCGUAAUCAAUUAUCAUAAUCAUUAUCAUAAUCAAUUAUCGAUAUCCUCAUAGAAUUUCAGCGAUUCUCAUGGAAUUCAAAGAAAAUUUCAAGAAUUUUAAUAAUUAAUGUCAAGGAUUAAGAAAUAAUUAAGGAAAAAGAAAGAAAGAAACAAAAUAAUGUCGCCAUAUCCAUCAAACAUUCUUUUAGAGAAAAUUCAUUUAAAAUUCCACAAAAACAAUUAUCUCGUCGUUUCUCUGCGCAUUUUACCGCAUCCUGCGUGUAUAUAUAGCAAUAUAUUAUACAUAUAUACGUUUGUAUACACAUGAUAUCGAGGGGAGAGAGACACGUGUAACACAUAUACACACACACAUAACACACAUUAGCCAAUUUAAAACACGAAGUAGCCAAUUUUAAUUCUGAGAAAGAGCAGCGGGAGAUAGAGAGGGAGGAUUUCCGGACGAGCGGAAUCAUGAGUACCGUGAGAGUAGAAAAGCGAAAAGGUGGAGGGGGAGUAAUAAUUAAUAGCAUUUAGUAAACACGAGCGUCCAAAAGACGGGCCAGUCCUUUUUUGUUUCUUAGAUUUUACACGUGUAUAGGUCGCGCGCGAGGUCAGCUGGCAUUUAUAAUCGAAUAUGCGCACGCGUGGGAGGAAAGUGCCGGAGAAAGAGGAGCAAAUCACUUCUCGUCCUGAUAAUCGAGGCUCCUCUGAGCCAUUAAGAGAUAUCUCUGAGAAUGUCAUACUGUCGAUCGAAUCGACGUCCUCGAAAGGACGUGCCUCGAUGAUGUCGCAGUAGCAAGAUUAAUGAUUUGAAUCGAAUAGUCCUUGAUUGCGCGAGGAUGUCUCGAGGGGUGAAAAUAUAACUCUUAAUCAACAGCACAUGUCGCUACAAAUAGACAUUUGUUCUUGAAAGAAUACUUUUCGAGAUAUCUCUCGAGGAUAUCGCGCAAGAAAAAUUCAAUCCUUGGCAAGAUCCUUCAUCGUCACAAAGAUAUUGCGAGUAUAUCUGAAGGUCAGGCAGAGUAUGCGAAGCCCGAAUUUCAAAUCGAAUUGCCACUGACGAGAUAUUGUUCGAAGAUUUAUAUCGAAGAAGCAGACGAUAUUCGUCGAAAUAAGAUGUCGCGCGAUCGAUUCUCUUUCCGACUGGCGGAAACUCAACGUUUCUUCUUCCGGGAAAACGCGUUACGAGAUGUACUACCGUUUACCGAAGCGUGAACCGAGCCUCGUGCGAACUAAUCGAUCCUCGCGAGCGUUUGAUUGCGAAACUCUCGAAAUCCGCGAGAUCUGUCACGAAGAGAAACCGAGAAAAAAGAGAAGAGAGAAGAUGGACGAAUCGAAGAAGUCGUCGUCGUCGUCGUCAUCAAUCCUUCUCGAUGAAGUAAUGACAAUCCGGAACUGUUAGAGGGAUUGUAUAGUAAGACGAAUUGCGGCGAAUGAUAAUAUAUAACGGGUGACUAGAUCGUGCAUUCGAUUGGCACUUUUCCUCCCCGAUGCGUCAGCAUUAAUAAGAUAACGAAUUCAUUUCGACCAGCAUUUGCUGGGAAUAAAGACUAGUAAGUCCCUGAUUGAGGCAUUCUUCCUGAAAUGGAGAAUAGACGAAGAAGAAGGAAAUAUAGGUAUAAGUUUGGAUAAAUGAUGCGCGCGGCAAUGUGGGAUCAAGGAAAAGUGGGAAAAUUGCGACAGCGAGUCGCAAACAUGAAAGAUUUUGAAAUCAUAAAUUUAUAAAAAAAAACGUGUAUAUAUUGUCGUGUUGGCAAAAGUAUCUCGUUACUUCCUUUACGUUUGAAACAAAAAUUCAUAUUCAUGGAGCUAAAAGCGUAUUUAGAAAAAAUGCAAAUUGUCUUUGAAGUAAUUUCGAAAUUAAUGACUCGAAAAAAAUUUUCAUAGGAUCGUUAAGUUUGCGCUCUCGAUGAAAAUUAAUUUCGAGAAAACGACGAGAGGAUGGAGAGCGUUGUUUUUGUAAUUUUUCCGCGUUUAUCGGCGACUCGCUGUCUCGAUAAGACGAAAGAAAUUCGCGUCCUAUUUUCUUCGCGAGUGUCCCGAUCCCAUGAUCGCUUGUUUUUGUCUCAAGAUCGAGGUUUCGAAUAACGGGACUUUUUGGAUCUCAGGUUAGAAAAUAGGAAAAGAAGAAUGUCCUGUGAGAAGUCAGGACUCUUGCGAUCUCGCAUAGGAGAGGGGGGCAGAGGUAUAUGCGAACCAUCGAUAUUCAACGACUUUGUUGCCAGGCGAGAAUCUCGAGAAUCUCCGCGUCGAGAAAACAAUUCUCGUCCAUUUCGGCGACACGAUAAUUUUCCCUCGUUUACCUUGCGAACGCGGGUUUCCUUCAUGCGAUUCUAUCGCGAUUUAUUCCAAUAAACACACUGCCGACGUAUCGUGCGAGCACGACGAUAUCAAUACAGGAAAACGAAAGAGAAAGAAAGAGAAAGAGAUAGAAAUAAAUAGAUGAAGACUGAGAGAGGAAUAGAUAGAAAAAUAAAAGAAGGAUAAGAAUGAAUGAAAAGCAGGAUUGAAACCGACGUAAUUUUUUUAAUUUUGAUUUCCUAUACUAAGCACGCGGAGAAAUGUGAAUGUUAUGCCGAUUCAUUCGUUGUGUGUGUGUCGCAAAAAUUUAAGGAAAAAAAAAAAAUAAAUAAAUAAAAUAGGAUGGAUUGUAAUGUGGAAAUUUGAAUUUUGUUGAUUUUACGUUCAGUUUCAAUCCCCGAUAGGAGAGAUCUACAAGGAGGAUCGAGAGACGGAAGAGAGCGAUGAAUCGAAGUCGUUUUUAUAUAGACUUAUGAUAUGUACUUCCGGUAUUAUUUCUGAUUAUGUUGUAAGCGCCGUGCGAUCCAAACUAGACAUGCAAAUCCAGCCGAUUCGAGCGAAUCUCGAAACUCGACAAUCUCGUUGCGAUUAAAAAUUUUGUUGCGAUAUAACAAUGCGAAUAAAUUAAUAACAGCGUCAAAAAUUUAUCUAAAAAAAUUGAUUAUUUACUAUAAAACUGAAAUCAUACUUAAUUUCUUUAUAUUCUUAAUUUUUUUUUAAAAUAACUUUAAUUUUUUUUUCUUUAAAACUACUUUGUCAAAUAUUUACAAAUAUCUGAUUCGAGUUGCAUUUGACACGCGAUUGUCGAGGAUCUUUCGAAUGCUUUCACUCUUGUUUCAUCUCCUGAUAAACGAUAUCUCUUAGAGAUAUAAAAGCUAGAGCGCCGAGACAUAAUAAAAUAUCAAAAGAAAACAUAUAAAAUAUAAGUGAGACAGUCAUACAGUCAAAACAGAAUGAUGAGAAAAAAUAAAUAAAACCAUGUAAAUUAGAAAUAAAUAUUACAAUAGCGACAAUGAAAAGUAUCAUAAUUGUAAUUUAGUACAUACAAUUAUUUUUUAAUGUUAUUUUAUCAAUAAAUACAGAAUCAUAGAAAUACUUUCUACGCGAUUAUAAGAAAUUCAGCCCUUCAGAAUGCCGAAUUCAGCAAACUUAUUCCAUUAUUCGUAUUUCGUUUAUUUUAUUUUAUCAUGUCUCGCGUUCUCAACUUGAGGGUGACUGGUAAAUGUACAGAAAAUCGAAAGGGCGCACGGUACACAUAAUUACGUUCUGAGUGUGAUUUUAGAUUAAGAGAUUUUUAGAUAGUUAGUAGUAACUCUGACGACACGAGAAAUGCCCUUAGAACAAAAUGAAAGGAAAGUUUAGGAUAGUAGAAAGACGCGCAAUUCCGCAUUUGGUUCUCGUCGACGGUAAAAGAAAAACACGUGUUUUCUUUUUCUUUUACGCAAAUCCGCUCGCGACGACCGAAACAAUGAAAGAUCACCGUUAUAAGGUGAUCGCGCUAAGUUAGUUGUAGUUCUUAAUUAAGUGCUUAGAAAAAAGUUACGCCGUGUGUGGUCCACGAAGGGGAGUGUGCUAAGGAUUUCGACUCGAGAAAGCGUUUAUUCCGAUAUUAGUAUUCUCGACGUUAACAUAAAAAAAUAGAUAUUAUCGGCAUUUGCUUGAUGUUAUUACGACACAAUGCGUGCAAAUAUCAAAUAUUUAUCUCUCGUAAUAUUUUAAUUUUCAUAAGUUUCUUUUAUUAAAAUAUUUUGCAAAAAUAUUUCAUCUAAUUUUUCUUUAUUUCACGAUUUUUUAAUUGACUAGAAACAAUUUAUGCAAAGGAUGUAUCCUUUAUUUAUGCAUUCAUAAAUUUAUUAAAUUUUUCAGGAAUUUAUUGAAUUUAUUCAUAUAGGCACGAAAUUUAUCUCAUAAUUAUAAGAAAAGAUAAUUGAUAAAAAAAAUUCUUUUUAGAGCAAAAUUUCUUCCUUCUUUGUAAAAUUAAUUUCAAUAAAGUGUGAUGUGUGCGUGCGUGCGUACGUGUGUGUGUGUGUGUGUAUGUGUGUGUGUAAAAAAACUGCACAAAAAAAAAAAAAUAAAAUGAAAAGAUAAAUUUUAUCGAAAUAAAAUAUAUUUUAAUGCUAAAGGUAGACAGAGACGUGUUGAAAAUAUAAAAUAAAGAUCUAAAGGACUGUAAUCGUUUUGAAAAAAUAACAUCUUAAGAAAUAAUGUUUGCGAGAACAUCGUUGGACAUUGAGAGCACGGACAUCGUGCUUCUAUUUAAUCGCGAUUUCAACGAAAGGAACAAUCGAGCCACAUUCUUUGAUCUUUUUUGAAUAUUUCUAUGUUUAAUAUGUAGAUCUCUCUCCUCCAUACGGACACAUUUCGCGGUAAAUCUCUAGCGAUAACAUAACGUACACGAUUAAAGCAUCGUUGAUGAAAACACGCGUUGUCACCGUACGUUUUUAUUAUUAUAAUAUUAAUUAGAAUACCUAUCGAGGUACAAUUGCACAUAAUAUCUGACAUUGCAUAUUUUUCAUUAGUGAUGCCAAGUAAUAACAUCAGCUACGUAUUGCGAGACACUCGAUAGUGCAAAUUUCAAAUUUCCUUUAAGUCAAGCCUUUUGAUGUAACAUUGAAAGACUAUCUUCGUAUAUAAAACAAUCAUGUAUUUAAUUACAAUAGUAAUUAAUUAUAAUUAAUAGGAUUUAGCUGACAGUUCUUGGAAAUUUUACUUUGAAUAUGAAAUUUUGUUGUACGCGGCAACAAAAUUGUGACUUGUACAAAGUUAUAUGCGGUUUAUAUGUGAAAAUCAGUAUACACUUAUCUGUACAAUUAUGUGAUUUAUAAAAGUCAGUAUACAUUUUUCCGUAACAACGUUGAGUCUUCGCUUCUUUCGUCCGAGAUCCUCCUCUGUAAUUACUGUAAUAACAUACCGUAUCGUCUUUUCCGAGGUAUGGCAUAUAACGCGCUUCUCUCAUUUCGUCAUUUGUAAAUAGAUUAUCAUUAUAUUUAUCGUAUACAUAAAUUGCAACUUAUCAGGAUAUUUGUCGUGAUUGCAGAAUAUGCAAUAAUACUUACAAUAGUAUCUUUAUUGAAUGUCGUCAUUAAUUUUAAUCUAAAAUCAAGAAAGUUGUACAAAAACCUCUGUUAUAAAAAAUAACAGAAGGGCCUAUUAGAGUCAAUCAUCUCUGAUGAAUCAUUACUUUCAUAUGAUAUCUGUUUUUUCCUUUCCUUUUUUAAUGGACUUUACGUUGUACGUUUGAAAAUACCGAGAAUAAGCGUACGAUUUUAAGAUUUAAUUAUAAUCAGUCUGAUUAAACUUUAAGAUUUCCAAUCACAGUUUCUUCCAUUAAUAUAUUCAGGUUCUUAUUUAUAUAUUGUCAUCGAGAAAAGUCCGAAAAAGAUCGAAAUGUUUGACUCCAUGCAAUAUUUUUAUAAUAAUUAUCAAGUCAUUGUACAUUAUCUUUGCGCGAAUUUUGGCUCUAAUUUGUCUUUGUGUUAUUAUCUAUCUAUAUUGUAUUAUUAUUAUCCAUCAAAAUCAGUUAGAUAAAAAGAUAUCGGCAAAUAACACAACAAAGGUAUUUGUUUUAUUUUAUGUAUCUCCAAGAGAGAGAUAAUACUCGAUAACGCGCUUGGUUGUCGCGAUAUCAGAUUUAAUAUUAGAUUUAUUAUGAGAGACGCUAAAAUGUUUGAUCGAGAAUUUUAUCAGAAACUUUGUGCAACGCAUAUAAAUGUUCUUUCGAAAUUCGACCCGGAUGCGAUUCAAGUAUAAUAUAAAGAUUUGUGAAUACUCGGAUACGAUAAUAAAUAAAUUAGCAACAUAUGUACACACAUACGCAUAUGCGCGCUUGAUCAGCAAAUACUUUAAAUUAUGCUUAGGAACGACGAUUUUCAUCACUUUUCCUCUCUUCCGUAUUUUUAAUGAAUAAUCGAUAAGAGUAAUGAUCAAAUUCAAUAUAUAUUUGCACACAUAUAUAUAUAUAUAUAUUUCUUUUUUUUCAAUUUAAUUUGUUUAAUUUCGAUUUUUUUUUAACGCGAAAGAAUUUUGAGAAAUUCGAAUAGCGCUCUUUUUCAAAAUCUGUAAAAUUAUUUUUGGAAAUAAGAUAAAGAUUAUAUGACUAUAUUGACAGUAAAUAUGAUCUCGUUUCCGCUCAACGAUUUGACGAUUAUUAUGAUUUUUUGCACGGUCUUUUAUUUUCCCAAAAUUUUUACGACGCAAACGACGAUAAUUAAGGAAGAUGCGCGAGCGAUUUUUUAAUAAAUUUUCGGAGACAAUUCAUCGCCGAGAAAGAUGCGCAAUUCGAAAUUUUCGCAGUAUGCGAUUUGCAAUCUUAACUCAAUCAAGAACGAGCGAGCGGAAAAGAUAGCAAAUUGGAAGAAAGAUUGGAUACGUAUGUGUGUGGCAUGUGUGUGAAUGACAGGGAUUGAAAUCAAUAUAAUUUAAUUAAAUAAUUUCUUAUUUUCAUAUGAUCGAUUGAAAGAAAUACAUAAUCAAAAUCUUUGCUUUAGAGUGAAAUCUUUUUUUAGCAAAUAUUUUAAUAAUCUGUUUUAAAAUCAACUUGUUAAUAGAAUAACUAUUUAGAUAAUCAAUCUCGAAUUAUAUUAAACCCACUAUUUAUUUCAGAAAUAUCCUCUAAAUAUGAACUUUUAAUACUUUAAUUUUAAUAAUUAUAAAAUAUUAAUUUUAAUAUUACAUUCGUAUUAUCGCGAACGAGGAAAUGAUUUUUGUACUCUUGUAAUAGAAAUUUUAUUUUGCUCAGAUUAUAUUGAUUUCAAUUUCUGGUGUGAAAACUAAAGAAAAAGAACUAGGAAGAAGGAGAACAUGCGAUUAAUGCUUCCUAUUAAAAGUAGAUGAAUAAAUUUUCAACGACGAGAUUUGUAAAUACGUAGCAUUCACUCUAGUAGGUCAGUCAGGCAUUUCAUGAUUUACUUCGAUAUGAAAAAUCAAUUGCGCAUUCUUACUUGUAUUCUUGUACUUGUGUCCUCUUACACACGCAUACAUAUACACGCGUAUUGCGUUUGAAACACGACAUAGGCGCACACGCGUUCUUGUCAUUGACGUUCUUCUCGCAAUGGGAGAAUCGAGAUGAAUUACGAUACCGGAGGCUAGGUGAUAAGAUAUCUACGUUUUAGAGGUAAUGAGUAAUUAAGUGACAGAAAAACAUAAAAUAAAUAAGACUACAUAUAUUCCAUGCUAGCGAAUAUAUGCUUUCAUUAUGGAAAGUAGCUGGCAUGAAAGAUGCACCGAACAAUAAAGUUGCUACGGAAGAGAAAGAAAAAAAUAGAGCGAAAAAAAGAUCGAAA
Cataglyphis hispanica is the source of this 10860-nucleotide messenger RNA. RefSeq names its product serine/threonine-protein kinase NLK (gene nmo). The transcript is spliced from 10 exons. Gene Ontology annotation, molecular function: MAP kinase activity; ATP binding. The record is from RefSeq and is a predicted model, not a curated record. Gene Ontology annotation, biological process: protein phosphorylation; intracellular signal transduction. The coding region runs from base 1165 to 2586 and encodes 473 amino acids. NCBI's taxonomy places the organism in Eukaryota, Metazoa, Arthropoda, Insecta, Hymenoptera, Formicidae. Gene Ontology annotation, cellular component: cytoplasm; nucleus.